AUGGGUUCUCAUCAUAGUACUGCCAACAGCAAUAAUAGUAAUAACUGUAAUAAUAAUAGUAAUAAUAAUAAUAAUAUUAUUAUUAAUAGUAAAAGUAAUAUUAAUAGUAAUAAUAGUCCAAUCGGACAAAAAAAUAGUCUUAGUAAAUAUGCAACUUUAAUCAAACAAAAUUCUUUGGAUCGUUUGGAAAACCAAAUACGUGGAAAAAACAAAGAUACAUCAGAUGAAGAGAAAAAACCAAGACUUAAAAUAUUAACUUUAGGUUCAAAUAAUAGUGGAAAGUCAACAUUUAUUAAACAAAUUAAUAUACUUUAUAAUGGAGGAUAUACAAAGGAUGAAUUGUCACUUUACAAACCAUACAUGAGAUUAAAUCUAACACAAAUUGCAAAAGAUAUGAUCACAUUUACACAAACCCGUGAAAAGGAAAUCUAUACCUCUACUAUUGCCAGAAAUGCCUGGAAGAAAAUGAGUGGACUCUGUGCCGACAAUAUUAAAAUAUCAAAGGAAUUACUUAAAACUAUUUGGGAUCUUUGGAAUGACAACCAAUUUAAAUUGGAAUUUACAAAUGCUACUGUUCAAAAACGUGAAGAUAUGGUUUAUUUAAUUGAAAAUUCAAAAAGAAUAUUAAUGGAUGAUUAUAUCCCUACGGUUGAAGAUAUAUUACGUUGUAAAGCACAAACUAGUGGAACGUAUGACACGACCAUUGAAGAUAAUAAUUGUGUCUAUACAUUUGUUGAUGUGGGUGGUCAGAAAUGUGAAAGAAAGAAAUGGAUCCAUCAAUUUGAAGAUGUUGGUGUCAUAUUGUUUUUCGUAUCAAUGAAUGAUUAUGAUUAUGAAUAUGAUGAUCUUUCAACAUCAACAUCACCAUCUUCUCCAUUACCAACUUCUUCCUCAUCAUCAUGUUCUUCAACGACAUCACCUAGAAAUAGUGUAAAUUAUACGUACAGUGAGAGUAGUAUGGAUAGCGAUAUCGAAGAAUUGGAUAUUCUUGGGGACUUGGAAACAAAGAGUACUUCAUCUUCAAGAAGUAGUAAUAGUGAUUUAAAUUCUGAAGAAAUAUCAAUCAUUGAUAAUAAUAAUAAUAAUCAUACAAAUUUGGAUGAAUGUGGUCAACUAAAACAUUCCAACUCUAACAACAACAAACAAAAAAGAGAUAGUUGUCAACAACAAAGAGAACAAAGACAUUCACGUCACUCAUCACCAAGAAAACAAACAUCAUCAUCAUCUCCACGUCAAUCAACCAAUAGAUUACAAGAGACAUUUGAUUUGUUUGAAGAGACUAUUAAUAAUCGAUGGUUUUACAAUACUCCAGUGGUACUACUACUAAACAAAUGCGAUUUGUUUGUUGACAAGUUAAAGACGGUACCAUUGGCCAAAUACUUUCCAGACUAUACUGGAAAGAGCGGAGAGAGCGUCGAUGCAACAGCCUUUAUUUCACAACAGUUCCGUAAACGUGACCACUACUCCAACAACAAAAGACUAUUUAUUCACUCGUUCAACGCUACUGAAAGUAACCAAAUCGGUGACUUUAUCGAUUAUGUCAAAAGAAUGAUGUUGAUUUGUAAUUCAAAUUAUAAUUAA
Cavenderia fasciculata is the source of this 1581-nucleotide messenger RNA. Its product is annotated as G-protein subunit alpha 11. The record is from RefSeq and is a predicted model, not a curated record. Gene Ontology annotation, cellular component: heterotrimeric G-protein complex. Gene Ontology annotation, biological process: adenylate cyclase-modulating G protein-coupled receptor signaling pathway. Gene Ontology annotation, molecular function: G protein-coupled receptor binding; GTPase activity; guanyl nucleotide binding. The transcript is spliced from 3 exons. NCBI's taxonomy places the organism in Eukaryota, Evosea, Eumycetozoa, Acytosteliales, Cavenderiaceae. The coding region runs from base 1 to 1581 and encodes 526 amino acids.